AUGUCGACUAUCAUCGUCGAGGACGAGUACUGCACCGUCAACUCGGCUCAGCUGGGAAGGCCGUCCAUUGUGAAGUGGGCAAAGCUAUUGCUCCAGUCGGCUGCGCUCAAUGCGGAUGUGAUUUCCCUUGGCUCAGACCACGAGUGCAACAUGCUGGAGCAGGCCUACAAAUGUGUUACGACACAGUGUGCCGCCGGCAUCUCCCUGACGCAUGCCGAAGCCACUACGUCUGCCCUCCGUGAGCUGGCCAAUCUGAGUGAUGACGGGAUGGGAAAGUUGAAGCCAACCGCAAGGUUGAGCCCAAAGGUCAAGCGGGCGUUGAUCUUUGUUUCCGACUCGAGUACGGCGUUGUGUAAGAAAAACCGCCGCGGCGCCUUCAUGAAGCCGGAUUGCAACCAGGAGGUCAACAUUGCCUGCGUGAUUUUGGGCUGGGCGGAGACCCGUUACACAAUGUGUUGGGGCAAGACGCUCGCAUGGAUCACGUGGCAAGUCGAGGAGCACAUCAAGGAGUUGCGACUGAACCACCCAGACAUGUUGAUCGACGUGAUAUGCUGGUGGUGCGGGAACGAAAUCAGUGGAAAGUGGGGUUGCAUCCCUACGCGCCUUGGAAUUGGGCUGUCCUACAGGGAUGCAACCACGUCCACAGAGGCUGUUGCGAAGAAGAUUCGGAGGUCAGCGGAUGUGUUAGCCGCCCUCACGGGCGAGCCAGACAUUGGAUUUGUGAAGGUCAUCGGAAAUGUCGAUGCCGACCUCUUCCAGCUCCACUCGGCGUACAGUGACUUCAAUAAGGCAAUGUUCACUGAGUCCAGUCCGCUACCCCCCUUCGUUGAGAAGCUGGAAAUGUACGACUCUUUCCACGCUUCGGAAGACGAAAGGAAUCGCUCGUUUUUCCAGGCCUAUAUCCAUGCGACAUUGAGUGUGUCGAAGGCAGAAUGGAUUGCCACGAGCUUGAGGCAUACCCACUGGCGUUCGAUCGUGGGUGUUGGACCGAUGUGGACUCGCUGCUCAACAGAUGUCGCGGCACCCGUUGGGGAGCAGCUCCUCCGUGCUGCGAAGGCUGACAAGAAGGGUCGGAUUCGUCUCCUGGGUAUUGAUGUGCCCAUGCACGAGACCAUCGGACAGCCGCUCUUCCCAGUCCGUGUGCGCAUCAGCCAGGGCCAUAACGAGAAGCUGGUUGGGAACAACCCUGAUGCAGAUCUCUUCCUUGCAACUAAGUUCCUCAGCACACUCUCGAAGGAAGAGGCCGAGGAGCAGAGCAGCAUCCGUGGGGUAACCGUGCUACCCAAGGAAGACACCCCCACGAAGCUCUACCAUCGGACAAAUGAAAAGGGGAUGCGCGGCAUCAUCCGUGACGGUAUGGUGCCGGGAAGCGCCCGCUCCAACAGAGCUCACAAUUACCUCUCCCCUUACCGGCUGAACGAUGCCAAGUACAUGGGUGGAAUGAGGUCCAACCAGCCGAUAGAGAUGGUGAUCGACACCAUUCGCGCCAUCGAGGCUGGCUGCACCUUCUUCAUCACCGAAACGGAUGGCGUCCUCACACGGGACACCAUCCCGCCGGAUUGCAUUGUCUCGGCCAUUGACACCAGCCAGAAGGACAAGCCCCUCUACGUCGCAAAAGGCUCUGAAGCCACCCGCGAGGGUGAGCCAGAGCGCACUUUCCGUGCAAAGCGCGACUACGAGGAAGCAGCGAGCUCAUCCACAGCAGCCCCGCCAAAGGCCGCAGCUGCUAAAAGGAUGCCAACGGCAACGCAGAAGCCCAAGGUCAUCGAUCCCUCCGAAAUCGAGGACACGACCAUGCUGCCUGCCGUUGCCACCCGCGAGGGUGAGCCUGCUCCUUCUGCUCCUUCUGCUUCAGAUGAUGUCGAGGUCGAGGUAGAGGUCGAGGUGGACGAGGGCGACACAACCGACGCUGGCGAGGAGGAGCUUUACCCACUUGGCUCUCACCCGUGUGCCUCGUGCCACGCUGUGGUCGCCAAUGGAAUGCUCUUCUGCCUAAAGUGCCAUGCGCCGCAGUCCGACGAGACCGCCAAGACCACGAAGAAAUUCUUCGAGAAUGCAAAGCUCCGCAAGCGCAUCUUGGCCGCCGCCGCAACUGGUAGCCAAAAGCCCAUCGACGCACUCUUGACCAGCGAUCUCCGUGGAGGCGAUGGUUCCAAGAAGCGUGGCCAAAUGAGCGCGGAGGCGGUGGUGAUCAGGGAGGCAAAGGACCGACGGACUCGGGCAGCCAAAAUGAACUACCCGUCCGUUUCAGAGCGAUGGGAGCGCGAUGAUCAAUUCCGGACGAGGAUGAUGCAGGAGGGCCGGAACCUGGAGGACAUGCAGAAGUUCGACUACUUGUCUUCUGCAAUCCUCCCAGACCCAGGCCGCACAGAAGAGCAGCGCCACUUGCGCGCGGGUGCCAAUUACUCCUCGGCGGCAACAACGCCUGGAGCAGCGCCGGCUAAGCUGGUCUUCUUUGCCCACUGCGAGGUGGAGCCAUUGCGCACCCUCAGGUUCAUCGAUAACACAAGCGAUGUGCCCAUCGGGGUUACGUAUAUGGGCACCUUCCUCAGUCCGAAGAUCUAUGCUGAGAUCGCUUUGGCCAAUGAAGCUGCACGUCGCAUCCUCACUUUCGACGGCGAAGUCCGUCUGGACGGCACCACCGUGGACGGGAUCACUUCUGAGCUGGCAGCUGUGAUCAAUGACAGCCUGCGCAGCGCCGAGGGCCAGAGGGACGAGACUGAACGGCUUGCUGAACAGAAUCGUCAGGUUGCGGCCCGGAACCGCUACUCCCAAACGGGACGCUGUCAGCGAGGGAACGAUCCCCUGUACCACGGCUAUACUCAGGCCCAAUGGGACGAGUAUUACCGCCGGCAGCGAG
This is a messenger RNA of Symbiodinium sp. CCMP2456, 2860 nucleotides long. The record is from the annotation of a GenBank genome assembly. Lineage: Eukaryota; Dinophyceae; Suessiales; Symbiodiniaceae.